GGAACUAUUUCUUAGCGAGUCGGACAUGAAUAGAGCUCCUGCUCCAGUAUAUCCUGCAGGUCACUGCACUCUUGAAAUCAUUAAUCAACGCGACUUUCCGCAGCUAAAAUGUCUCAAGCGAAAAUUAACGCCAAAAUGAACGAUGCGUCUAAAGGCAAAUUCAGCCGAACCAUUUCGAUGGCAGACCGGACCGGACGGCUACUGGAAAAUCUGGAUCAAAUCGAAAUGAGGGUGGAGGCUCUCCGCGAGGCGGCCACUGCUAUGGAGCAAGAGAGAGAGUGUUUAAUUGAGAUCAUCCAGUCGAUACAGAACAGUCAGGAAAUGAGGACCAUUUGUGACGGGGAAAGGGAAGAGCUCUCACUGACCGCCGAUAGACUUAUGGGCAGGACAUUAACGGUGAAUGUUUCAGUUGAUACGAUCCGAAACCCCCAACAGGAAGAGGCCUUGAAUAAAGCCACAGCCAUUAUUGAUGAGAUUGCUUCUCAAGUGCUUGAUAACAUGGAGGGGGCUCGAAUGAGGCUGCAAGCGCUUCACGCUGCAUGUGUGACCGAAGCUCCACCUGUGCCCAUUGAUCAGAAGUUUCAGAGUGUCGUGAUCAGCUGUUCCCUGGAAGACCAGAAGAAAAUCAAGCGGCGCCUGGAGACCCUCAUCAGGAACAUGGACAAUGCAGAGAAAACCAUUCGAAUCAUGGAUAAGCAGAAAGUCGAUCGCUCCAGUGUCGCCAAUGGCAUGUAGAGGAUGAGGGGACUCGCAGUGGUGCAUUUUGGAGUGCCACCCAAGUGCCUUUUUUUGGCUUUGAGAAAGACACGGGAUGGCCCAUCACAUGUCACAAAACACAACCAAUAAAGGUCUUCCAUAUUUGCAGGUUUUAUUGCCACUGAAUGCCUCUUGCUCAUAUGCAUAUUGUGGUGUUUCUUCAACUACGGGAACUCUUAUGUACUAGGGCUUUUUUUUAGUGUUUGUUUUAUUAAACUAACUAAUUUCAUUUUUUUUCCUUUUUAUUAUAUGAGGUAUUAUCAUUUAUUUUAGUACUUCUCAAAUGGCUUUUAUGGAUAGAUUUAAACCCAUUUAAUCGGAAAAUAAUAGAAAUAUUUAUUGAAUCCCCACUUUGAAUAUAAUAAUCUAAAUAAGCCAUUUGAAUAUUGUUGUUCAAAUGAUUUAGAUUAAUGUAAUUUUCUGGAUUCAAUACAAGUUUACUCAAUCGAUAGCAUUUGUGGCAUAAUAUUAAUUACAAAAUACAUAAAAAUGGUUAAAUAUCUAGGUUACAGUGAGACACUUUCAAUGGAAGUGAAUGGGGCCAGUUUCUAAACAUUAAAAUAUCCACUGUUUCAAAAGUAUAGCCAUAGGAUGUAAACUUUAUAUGUGUUAACAUGAUUUUAGUGUGAUACAGGGCUUGACAUUAAGCAUUGUCAAUUGAUCAUUCACUUGUCCGAGUAAAAAAGUGAAUUGUCUGGAGACAAAAACAAAAGAAAGGACAUAUGAAAAAAAGAAAAUUCUCCAUCGUCAUCAUUUACACCUGAUAGGGAUUGAGAACACAGUGCAGAAAGACGGUAAAUCAUUACUCACCCUCAAGCCUGAAUGAAUUUUGGCAGAAUGUUAGUCACAGUCACUACUGAAAAGUGAACUGAGACUGAAACUAACAUUCUCACUAACAUCUUUUGAGUUCCACAGAAGACAGAAAGUCAGACGGGUUUAGAACAACAUGAAGGCGAGUAAUGAUGACAGAAUGUUUGGUAACACUUUACAAUAAGGAUCCAUUCAUUAACAUUAGUUAAUGCAUUAGCUGUCAUGAACUAACAAUGAACAAUAUUUACAGCAUUGUUGUUCAUUGUUAGUUCAUUGUGCAUAUACAACUUUUUAUUUUAAUGUAUGAAAAUGUAUUAAUAUACUGUAUGUUGGAAUUCACAUGAAGCAAGAUGAAUAAAUGAUAUAAAAGUGGUGUUUAUUGUUAGUUCAUGUUAACUGAUGUAGUAAACUAACAUUAACAAAUGGAACCUUUUUGUAAAGUGUUGCCAAAUUUUCAUUUUUGUGUAAAUCAUCUCUUUGAGAGUACAAGUCAAUUCUCACCAGCUGCAUUAAAAACAGCUGUUUAAUAUUGACAAUGCAUUGAAAAUGUUAACAGAUAAAAUCCUGAGGGAACCUUACUGCUAAAUCAGUUAUAUUGUAUAUUCAAAACAGAUAAGCAUAUUAAAGCAGAUAAUAUGUUUUCAUUGUGUGUAAUUUAUUAAUGUUAUAGUGUUAAUAUUAUUAUAAUGUAUAUUGUUAUAUACUUAUUAAAAUUGACUGAUUCACAUGGCAGAGAAAAUACCUCGGAUACAUACAUUAGAUGGAGCUCUAGAAAGAUGAGAGAUGUAACAGGUGCAUAAGUCUGUUUUAAGUGUUUGUCUUCACAUGGUAUUAUUACACAAAGCGUUUUUUACCAUUUCUGCCUUUCUUGCUGUUUUAUGAGGGAGUGCCACGAUGUGUCGAGAUAAAAUGAGAUCUCUGAAAUGUUGCACACUUGCGAUGAAGACUGCUUUGUUGAUUAUAAACAGGAGCAACAGUUUUAUCGCGUCGCUCGCUUAUAGAAACGUGGCACAACAUUCGCAUGUCCAAUUAACAGGCUUAUACCCGUUUAUAUAUGUAAAAUCUAAAGUUCAGUAAAUCAGUAAAAGCUGUGAAGGCGAGAGGGUGACGCGAUAGAGGGAAUUACCCACAUUUUGAAAGUGAAACGUGGGAAUUAUUAACAUUUUGCUCAAUCUCCGCAAUCCCACGCGAUUGAGCUAACAUUCAUUAUUGAGAUUUAAUCAGGCCACUUGACUGGUCGGACAAGUAAAAUUCUCUUUAACUUGCCCGUUUAAAACUCCACUUGUCCUGGACAAGCGUUAAUGUCGAGCCCUGUGAUACAGUCGCUAACUAACUUUUUCGGUGUAAAGUUUUUCAAAAUUUUACUACUUCAUUGUCAUGAUGACACAACAUCGGUAAAACCUAUAAGUGAUUGUAUCACAAUAAAAUCAUGUUAACAUUUAUAAUUUUUACGUAUUGUGGCUAUAUUUUGUAAACUGUGUAUUUUAAUGUAUAUGGACUGGACCCAUUAACUUCCAUUGUAAGUGCCUACAUCUUUUAAAUAAACGAAAAUCAAAAGUCGAAGAUAAUUUCUGUAGUAAUUAACGUUGUGCAACAAAUUCUGUCGAUUGAGCUUAACUUGUAGGCCUACACUGUAAAAAAUUAAAUUGCAUUUUAUCCAGCUAAUGCAGGAUUUUGAAACACAGAAACUAGACAUGUGAAUUACUUUGCAUAUACUUAGAAACAUGUUAGACCAACAGUAUUCCCCAAAAUGUUGUCCCAACAAGCCUAAGAGAGUUGUCUGAACUACCAGUUUUAUAUUGAACAAUGUUACUGAUUUGCGAGUUCCCAGCAUGCAUUGCAACAGGAAUAAAUUAUGCGGUCAGGGUUAUAGAGACUUGUGUCUGCAGAACAAAAAUGGCCGUUUUCAAACCGGGACGGGCGUUUUUCAACCACUUUACACGAUUUGCCUACUACUGUACAUUCAGAUUCCCUACUUUCAAUGGAUAGUUCAGAAAUGCCCAUCCUGCUUUGGAAACGCCCACUGAUUACUAAAUUGAGAUUCCCUACAUUCAUUGGACAGUUGAAAAACGCCCAUCCCGGUUUGAAAACGCCCAGAUUGCGAAACACCCAUUAUUGUUCUGCAGAGACCUAUACUUCGGGUUAAAUGCGUAUUUUUGCUGUUUGCUGACUUUAUUUAUGCUGUUAUUAUUAGUCAUUUGUUGUGCGGUGAUGUUUGGAGCUCAUCUUUUAACUUUAUUUCAGGUUUGUUGAUUGUCACAAUUAUUGAGGUUUGUGUAUUGAGAUCUAUUGUGUGUCUGUGUCAAACAGUUGUACAUACUGCCUUGCAAUACACCUCUCUUCAGGGACAAAAAUGGCAGUUAACAUCAUGUAAAAGUAAUUGAAAUACUGACAAAAUUGAAGUUUUCAUUUUGCGAAUUGAAAAUUGGCUCUAGAAAUUAGUUGCAUUUAGUAAACAAAUUCACAAUGACUUAUCAGUCAGCAACGUUACUGAGGACAAUUUUAAGACAGUUGUUGAAAGAACUCAAAGCUGCAUGGCUGACAAAUCUUUAUUUCUUUUUUUUUUUUUUUUUUUUUUUUACAGUGUAUUGAACCUGGAAUAUUCCCUUGAUAUUUACCCAUAUUAUGACUCAGUUGUGUUACUGGACAAAUUAAAUAAACUAGAGAGAGUGUGAAUUUUUUUUUUAAGGGGUUAAUGCUCUAAAAGUCCAGGUCCAAGAGUGCCCUAAAUGAAGAAACACCUGUUUAUUUAUCUUUUACUUCACUACAUUUAACAUUCAGAAAAGCUAUACUGACCAUAAAAAGCUUUUAACAGGUAUUAUUGAUUCCUUUGAAAGUCUCUUUGUGUCCACCGACUCUGAUUUGUUUGUUUUACUUCAACAGUACUUCAGACUGUUCUGAAGCGAUUCUGUUCAGAUCUGCUAACAUUCCAGUUGGAGCCCUGUGAAUAUUAUUUUACUGCCUUGCUGUUCAGUGUAUUUUUAGCACCGCUGCACAUGGUUUGCUUGCCUGCUCUCUACAUUCUAAUUAGACAGCGUUUGGCACUCUGCUUGUUUGGGAAUUUCACAUUUGGGUGUUAGUAUAGUCGUCGUCAUAGCAUAGAAUAAAAUCUGUCAGUAUAGACUGGAAGCAACGUGAGAGUGGAACAUAUACUGCCAUUGAUUUUUUGUGAUACUUGAUUUUUGGAUUUGUAAUAGCUUUUCAAGGAGUCUUAAAAUACUCUUAAUUUUGUUAAUCUGACUAUUAAUCAACCUGAUCUCAUGUUGAACUGGUAAUAAUUCAGAGUUAACCAGAUGGCAAAAUUGUACAAAAACGUGCAACUUUUAUUCCCCUUGAGAACAAUCAUCCAACCAAUGAGCAAAAUUUCAGAUCAACACAUUCCUAAGUGUAACCCCUAACUCAAACUUAACCAUAAUGUCAAACCUUUUACCUAAACCUAACCAGGAGUUUAACUUUGUAUCGUCAAGAAGAGGCCACGUCAUUUCUGCACUUUUCCGUACAAAUAAGUGAAGUGGGGCUGACAUUCCCCCUAAAAUGUACAGUUAAAGAUAUCCAUAUGAUUUAUGCACUAUAUUCCAAGUCCUUAUAUACUGUGAAUAUGGAAUUUCUAGGCCAGAGUCGGAGCCAGGAUAAUUUACCCAAGGGGGCAUUUGAAAUUUCAGAGGGGGCACAGAUUUGCCACUUUACCAUAAGAUUUCACGUUGCUGACAAUUACGUUUUUCGAUGUAAAGUGGCAUGCUAGUGCAGCUCCUAUCUACUUGAAUGGGGAAAGACAGAAAUCUCCAAAAUGGCUGGUCAAGAUUACGAUCAAAGAACAGAUUUCAAAUCAGAAGUAAAAUCUGACAACACUGGAAUCAUAAAUUGUGCUUCUUUACCUCAUAUUACGCAAAAAAACGAAAUUUUCCCAUCUUGUAUAGCUAAUGUGCAUGCGUGCUCGAGUUGAUUGACAGGUGAUGUAUGUAUCUAAAAGGUGAUUAGCUCUUUUACCUGAAAGCGGGACUUCCUUUCUACAUCUGUUGACCGUUGGUGACCAUUGGGCAUUCCAAUUUCUCCCAUUCAUUUUAAUAAAAGUGACCCGUCUCUGCUAAAGAGUCUCUAGACUUGCAAACCACACAAACCUAAAUACCUCCUAAAGUAGCGUGCAUGAUAUAUCUUCACUUCCUGGUGUUGUGAAGCAGAGGCUGCAGCCAGAAGAUGCUUCUUUAUCCCUUGCCUGUACAUGUGUCUGACACUGUGGCAUGUCAGCACUUUAAAAUAUGCCAAAAAUAUGCAAAAUUAACAAAGCGAAAUCCAAAAAAUGUUGUCAAUCAAAUGAUCCUCUGGAGAGCGCACUCCAAAAACAUGCCUAUAUUUCAGAUUUACACAUUUCAAUUUCAUUACAAAAUUCCAUGAAAUUUAAUCUUUAACAAAAUUUAAUGAAUAAAAUUUUUAUAUUUUUAUAAAACUUAAGGUCAAUUUGAUGGAAUUUUGUUAUGAAAUUCGAUCCAUUUAUCAGCCUAAAUAAUGUUUAAAACAACUUCUCUUGUAUUCAAUAACAAAACACAACAGAAAAAGGUAGUAAACCGCUGUACUCACAAUUAGAACAACUGAACGCACUGAGUGCUGGUGUUAAAACUCUUGUCUUGAGGACCACAUCUCUCCACCUAUGUAUGCAUUUUUUAGUUACAUCAUUCAUCCUUAUCCUAGGUAAAAUCAUUUUCUUAAAUCCAUUUCCUUCUUUUAGCCUUUGAGCCUCUGAGCUCUGACUGAAUUACAUGGCAGAAAACAUUUUUCUAAUUAGGAAUUGAGCAGUCAACUGGCCAGACAGCGUAACUCCUGUCACCACCUUCCACCUGAUAUGUUCAAUUACUCACUACAAAUAGUUUAAGGAUUCAUUUGCUUUAUUUAAUUUAUUUUACAAUUUAGUUUAAUAUUUAGGCUUGCAAAAAAAGUAAAACAGAUUUAAAAGAUAAUAACUAAAUUAUAAAAAAAGGGUUAAAAUACAACAUUUUGACAGAGGGGGCACUGCACACUGGUUUAACAAUACGGUUUAAUAACAGUAAGCCAUAAGAGGCCAUGUUUUACAGUAAUUGUACCACAAGGGGCAGUGUUACUCAAAAGUAAUCCACUACAAAUUCUUAAUUCUCUAAAAUAGCAAUCAGAUUACACUACUCAUUAUUUAAUGGGGAAAGUAAUCACAUUUCUAAUUCCUUGACUUUUGAGUCACUUUCUAAAACACUUCUCACAGAAUUUAGUUUUUCCGCUCAAUGAAUUCAAAAUAAUGUUUGCAUUUCCUCCUUGUUAAUUGUCGACCAUGUUUCUCCCUUUCAAGGACUCGUUAGUGACUCUUCAGCUGUAACUGAAACGCAAACAGAUGUACAUAAUUCACAUUUUAAAAGUAAUUACCUUAAUUGAAAGUCAGUAACUGUAAUCUUAAGUAAUUAGAUUAAUAAUACUUUGUAAUCACAUUACAUCCAACACUGGUAAAGGGCGUUGUGGAUUAUAACGUGAAGUGGAUUAUUGCUUUUAUAAAAUAGUGGCAAGAGCAAUACAGCAUCACACCAACUUUCAGUAUGUAGCUGAAUUUAUUAACAUUAAUAAACAAUUCUUCCAUAGUAAUACGCAAGAUAAUUCUGUAGACUGUUUAUGAUCGCCAAGCAGCGUAAUUUAGAAUGUGCAGUCACAUGUCCGCGUUUAUCAACAUUUGACAACCAAUCAGAAUGACCGUAGUCGGAACUACCUGCUUUAAAAUGUUGUAAGAUAACUCUGACGUAAUGCAUGCACAGAUAGAAAAUUCCAGAUUAAAACAAGCAUUCUCAAAAAAUUUUUUAUUUUCCUCACCUGCAGAACUGUGUGGCACACCAGAUAAGACAUCCGUCAAGGAAUGAUCCUAAUCAUAUACGGUGUAAAGUCACACCUCUGCCCUUUAAAGUGGGUGCUGGCAUGUUCUUAACAUUUACUGGAAAGUCAUGUACUGUAUACAUUAGUAAAAUAUUACUGAAAAACUCAAGACAGAACAGUUUUACUACUAGACAUAGAUGUAUCCUUAAUGUAGAUUAUAACCAAACAGUUAUCAGAUAAAUAAAGUGCCUUAGUCCAUUGUAGUGUCGCCAUUGUAUCCAUUCAUUUGCAGCAAAUAUGAAAAAUAACAAUAAUCAGAUACAUCAAGAAUUAAUGAGAGUCAGUUAACAUAAAACUGAACAGCGAUGUAAAUGUGAAGGCCGUCGUGGCAAAGUACCACGGUUCCACAUUCAAACAUAAACAAAAGCAAGGCAUGCGUUUCAUGAAUAAAUACAUUCGAUCAAAAAUGAAAACAAAUGGAACAAGUGAAUUAUGUUUGGAAAGAGAAAAAUAUUUCUCAUUCGACCACAAAACCUGUUGAAAUGGAUUUUUGUCAAAUUCUGAACUGGCAGUGUGGGGUGAACAAUUCUGCAUGGAUGAAUCAAAUUAAAUAGCAGAUUCAUUUGUAAAAUAUUACGCAAUAUAUUCAAUACAUUACACGACUUUCUGAAAUAUUUGAUUCUGUGAUCAAAUCCUUUUGUAUAAUGAGCAAUAAAUUAACUGAUGUCCAAACUGAUUUUCUUACAAAGCUGUGCUAGAAUCAUGUCUCUCAUGUCAGUCCGUGAUCUCUUUUUUCCUCACAUAAUAGACAAACUCAUGAAUCAAUAUUUCAUGUCCAUAUAUUUAUUCAUAUGUUAAGUAUAUGCAGGAUAAUGUUUAGUUAAUCGGUCAAUUAUGUCAUCUUUGUUGCUGAUGGCUUUAGUGGUUAACUUUGGGAGUCUAGUUUUAGUUGUUAUUCCUCUAUAAAUGCAAUAUUUUUUUGCAAAUUGUUUCUCACACACACACACACGCAAUAAUCACUCAAUGUUUACUUGGGCGAUUUACAAAUAUAAAGCCUAAUACUGUUUAGCCCGAGAUUCAACUUAAUCUGUGUUUCUGGUGAUGGGUGAGGUAUCAUUGUUAUCAUUGGUAAUUUUGUUUAACAAAUUUGUUUUUGAAUUAUUUUUUAUAUACAGUACUGUGCAAAAGUCUUAGGCACAUAAGAUGUUUCACAAAAGCAUUUGUCUUAAGAUGACCAUUUACAUCUUCAGCUUUAGUGUGUCAAUAGGAAAUAUAAAUAUCAGACUCCCAAACAUCCCUUUUGCUAAUAGAAAAGAUUAGAAUAGAAGAACAGGGAGCCCUGCAACAGAUGUCAUGGCCCCCACAAAGCCCCCCACUGAACAUCGUGUCAGUCUGAGAUUACAUGAAGAGACAGAAGCAAUUGAGACAGCUGAAAUAGAUAGAAGAACUGUGGUGAAUUCUCCAAGAAGCUUGGAACAUCCUAUCUGUCAUCAACCAAGAAAAACUGUGUCCAGGUGUCAGUAGGAGAAUUGGGGCUAUUUUAAAGGCAAAGGUGGUCACACCGAAUAUUGAUUUAGCUUUUUUAUGUUUACUGGAGUUUGUAUGACGUUAAGUGAUAUAUGAAAACUAUUUAUGGCAUUAUUUUUUAAGACAUCCUAACUAUGCAACAUUUUUCACAAGUGCCUAAAACUUUUGCACAGUACUGUGUAUAUAUAUUAUAAUUUCAUGGUGCUAAGAGUAUAUUGACAGUUAUUGAUUUAAAAUGUGUAUGAGUAUUUACUUCCCAAUAAUGAACUAUUGACUCCAGUAAUUCAUAUUAUGGGCUCGCAAUAAUUUUCACAAGCGCUACACGUAAAGGCUGUGUGCUACGUUUUAUCCAGUAUUUCUAACUAAUUCUACUAAUUCUAAAUGCAACUGUCUUGCCAGCCCAAAGCCCAAGUGGGCGUGGGAGGGAGUGUUUGCACUAUAUGCGAGUUUUCAUUGUGCCAAGACGUUUCAAAAGCAGGGCUGUUUUCAGCACAAAGUUUAAACUCAGUUCCUGCAUUUGCAGUUUUGAGAUUCCACCAGUAGGUGGUAAUAAAGUUAAUGUCCAAACUCUGAAAGUACAGAUAGAGGAACAUCAAAUUAUGCCCUAACGAUCAGAGUUGUAGCUGUAUUAUUAUUAUUUUUUUUUUAGAUUUGUGUUAAACUAUUCUUAGGUCAUGUUUUUUUGUUUUUUUUUUUAAAUUAUUAUUAUUAUGUGUAUAGUUAAAAUUGUAUUUAUGAUCUAAUUUGUAAUGGUAUUUUUCCACCUGUUGUCAUAAAGUGAUUCACUGCAUAAGGGGCCGGUGGAAGAAGAUGGAGAGGGUAUAGUGUUUGUAUUUGGUAUAUGAUUUUUUUUGACCACUUCGUUAUUUUGAUUAUAUUUUUGUUUCGUUUGAAGUGUAAUUUGAAUGUAUAAAUAUUUUUGGUAAAAAACAAAUUCGGGUUUCAAAAAAUACAUUAAAUUCAAAAUUGACCGGUAGAAGUGCGUGCCGAUACAAUCAUUGUUAAUACAAGCUAUGAUUUGUGUGUCAGUAGAUGGAAAUUAUUAAUAAUAUUAAUAAUACUUAUAUUCCCUAUAAUUUAACUGAGCGUACAUCCAAAUUCAGAUUAAAGAAUCACUUUCCAUUAGUAUAAAAAGGUGCGUGUUACUGUCACAGGAAUAUGCCCGACAACCAUCAAGGAUGCAGAUAAUUCAAAAAAAGAAUAUACAGUAAGUCCAUAUUUCUAUUAUUCUAAUUCAUUGCAUACAGUCCAUUCACACUACUGACUUCUUAUGAAUGCUGUCUUUGUUUAUAUCGCUGGUGCUUGACAGGGAAAGGACUGUAUAAUAACUGGAGAAGAACCUCAGAAUUCAAUUGCGCUUAAUCCAGCACAUUGCGUGCCUGGUUUCACCAAACCCGCUCGCACCUAGACUUAGCGCAUGCUUGCACGAAAAUACCAAAACUUCAUGGCCAUGCCCACUGACUUUGUGCUUAUGACUUAUAGCAUAGCGCUAUGCUUAACACUAGCGCUCUUAAAAUAGGGCCCUGCGUAACACAUCAUAUAGAUGCAUAAUUUCAAGAGUGUUUGAUAUUUCAUGAAUGCAAAAAUAUGUCAUUUUUAUAGACAUGUUAGCAAAAUAAUAAUUUGUGUGCAUGAAUGUGCAGCAGUAGAAGGGCCAAGAGCAAUACAGUAUAUGGAAUGUUUGCGCUAUAUUUGCUGUUGAGAUCAAAUGCAACAUUGGGAAUUCUAUUAUGAUAUAAAUGGGUUUUUUAUUUGCCCAUUUAGUUUCCUAAAGAAUGUGUCAUAGAUUGGUUUUGUGAUCCCUCUUUGUGAAAAUGAGAGAAUUAAAACAAAUGUUUUAAUAGUUAA
Molecule: messenger RNA, 10761 nt
Organism: Myxocyprinus asiaticus (Chinese sucker)
Lineage: Eukaryota; Metazoa; Chordata; Actinopteri; Cypriniformes; Catostomidae
Product: BAG family molecular chaperone regulator 2-like
Exons: 3
Coding region: 109-735 (208 amino acids)
Biological process (GO): protein stabilization
Molecular function (GO): adenyl-nucleotide exchange factor activity; protein-folding chaperone binding
Source: RefSeq, a predicted model, not a curated record